GAGUCUACCAGUGAAGUCUAAUACACUAUGUAUCUCACUCGUGGUUCAUUCUCGUGCACAUUUCUCUGGAACGUUAUAUGCCUAUUGUUUACCAAUAUCCGUGCAUUGCCACAUUCUACACAGUCUGUCUUGAUCUAUCCAUUCCGAAACACUUCACUAUCAUGGGAUACUCGCGUGGACGAUUUGGUAGGCCGCCUGACGCUGAAGGAGAUCAUGUUGCAGAUGAGUAAGGGAGGUUCGGGUCCCCAUGCGGGGCCUGCACCACCCAUACCUCGCCUGGGCAUAGGGCCCUACAGCUGGAACACGGAAUGCCUCAGGGGAGACGUGAGUGCGGGGAACGCCACUUCCUUCCCACAAGCUCUCGGCCUUGCCGCCUCGUUCAGUACCGACGUUAUAUAUGACGUAGCAGAAGCCACUGGUGUUGAGGUUCGCGCCAAAUAUAACUAUUUUCGGAAGCGACAAGAGUACGGGGACCACAAGGGGGCGAGCUGUUUCAGCCCCGUUAUCAAUAUCAUGCGACACCCUUUGUGGGGACGGAACCAGGAGACCUAUGGAGAAGACCCCUACCUCAGCGGAGUCCUGGCUGCAUACUUUGUUAAAGGCUUACAAGGUCAGGACAAAAAGUACAUCAGAGCUAAUGCUGGUUGUAAACACUUCGACGUUCAUGGUGGGCCAGACAAUAUCCCUGUGUCACGUUUCUCCUUCGAUGCUAAGGUAAGUGAACGCGACUGGCGUCUCACUUUCCUACCAGCCUUCAGACGUUGCGUAGAAGCAGGAACCUACAGCCUGAUGUGCAGCUACAACAGACUAAAUGGGAUUCCCGCUUGUGGUAAUAAGCGCCUCCUAACGGAUAUCCUGAGGAAGGAAUGGGGGUUCAAAGGUUACGUGGUGAGCGACGAGGAGGCUAUUGAGAACAUUAUAGACUUCCAUCAUUACCUCAACAAUUCUGUGGACACGGUGGCUCUAUGUGUGAAUGCUGGCUGUAAUUUAGAAUUAUCAAACAACGAAGCAAGUCCUGUCUACUACUCUAUGAUUGAAGCGAUAGAAUCUGGAAAACUGACAGAAAGCGUUGUUCGGGAAAGCGUGAAACCAUUGUUUUACACCAGAAUGAGACUUGGCGAGUUUGACCCACCAGACAUGAACCCAUACGACCGUCUGGAUUUAUCCAACAUUCAGAGCGCAGAUCAUAGAGCUAAAUCACUUGAAGCUGCAAUGAAAUCUUUUGUUUUGUUGAAGAACGUCAACCAUUUGCUACCAUUUCAUAAAAUAUUUAAGAAAAUUGCGGUGGUCGGGCCCAUGGCAAACAACCUUGAACAGCUAUUUGGUGACUAUAGUGCGGACGCCAGUCCAUCAUACACUACAACACCUCUAGAUGGGCUAAAACAUCUCGCAGAAUCAACUAAUUAUGGCCAAGGGUGUCCUGACAACAGGUGUGUCCUUUACAAUGCUACACAAGUCAAGUACGCUGUGGCGAAUACUGAGGCAGUGUUUGUUUGUCUUGGAACAGGACAGGAACUUGAAGGAGAAAGCAAUGACCGAAGCAGUAUGGACUUACCAGGGAAACAGCUUCAACUUUUGAAAGACGCCGUACAGUUCUCAGGUAAUGUACCGGUUAUACUGCUUCUCUUUAAUGCUGGUCCUUUGAACAUUACAUGGGCUGAACAAAGUGGUCGCGUUGAUGCCAUAUUGGAGUGUUUUUUCCCUGCGCAAGCUGCAGGUGAGGCAAUAUUCCGUGUCCUUACUAACAAUGGCGACAAUGGCAACCCGGCGGCGAGACUACCAUUUACAUGGCCUCUUUAUGCUAGUCAGGUGCCUCCUAUAAGUAACUAUUCAAUGACAGGAAGGACCUACCGUUAUUUCCAGGGUGAUCCGCUCUAUCCAUUUGGGUUCGGUUUAUCUUAUUCUAAAUAUCAAUACUUCGACGCUCGGUUGCCACCCCAGGUUAUCGCUGGUCAUCCCGUAGGGGUACAAGUGGAGGUCGGGAAUAUUGGGCCAUAUGAUGGACAAGAAGUAAUCCAAAUUUACAUGGAAUGGAGAACGACAAAGACGCAAAUGCCCAAGUUACAGCUAGUGGCUUUUCAAAGAGUCUUCCUAAGAAUUGACGGCAAAAUAGUAACCAGUCUGGAAAUACAACCUAGGGACAUGGCUGUGUGGACGGGAAAUGCUUUUGUUAUAGAACCAGGUAAGAUGAGGAUCUAUAUUGGUGGACAGCAACCUAAGCAAAAGAUGAACGUACCCUCCAAUAUCCUAGUGAGAGAAUUCGAAAUUAUCAAUUCAAAACCCUGCUAUCAUUGGCAAUAAUGUGUUAAUCUAAUGGCAGCUUAUGAUUACCAGGCGCAUGCAAAAUGUACAAUUAUACACAAACAGUAAAGAGAUUACAUUGUACAUUGAUAAUGAAAUAUGAUAUUAUGUAUAUGAGAAAUGUAAUAUUCAUUUAUUUUGUUGCUUUUCAUAUAUUUCAUCGAAAUUUGAUGUGUACUUUUUGUUUGAUAAUUUCAUGAAAUCUAUUAAACUUUAUCGUUGACAGUGAAUUAAAAGGAAGAUCUGAUUGUAUAUAA
Ylistrum balloti is the source of this 2558-nucleotide messenger RNA. RefSeq lists its product as uncharacterized. Gene Ontology annotation, molecular function: alpha-L-arabinofuranosidase activity; xylan 1,4-beta-xylosidase activity. Bases 28 to 2301 code for a protein of 757 amino acids. Lineage: Eukaryota; Metazoa; Mollusca; Bivalvia; Pectinida; Pectinidae. The transcript has 12 exons. Gene Ontology annotation, cellular component: plant-type cell wall. The record is from RefSeq and is a predicted model, not a curated record. Gene Ontology annotation, biological process: xylan catabolic process; arabinan catabolic process.